AUGCCACCAGCACUGCCCGCCCCGGCCUCCAGGCUGUCUGCCCUAUCCGCCCUCCGCUCCAAAAUACUACCACCAGCCCUCACACACCCCGCCACGACAUCCUCCCCCACAACCCCAACAAUAAAGUCCCGCCGCACAGCGCUGCUCACGCACUACCCGCCCUCGAUCGAUGUGACGAAACUCGCCGCGCAGGACCACCGGUUCCGCGCCCUCCCGCUGGUUGAUCAGUGGAAGCAGGCCCAGGCGGAGAGGGAGGAGCGGUUGACGGCGAGAGGGAAAGCUGUUCGAGUUUCCGUCGUUACGGGAAUGGCAAAGAAGCCCGAAGGCAGCGGUGGUGUCAAGAAGAAGAAGAAGAAGCUCGGCCCUGCCCAAGAUGCAAACAUCCUUCAAGCUCAAAGUGUAACUCAUGUGUUGAGUUUGGGGCUGAACCAGUCCUAUCCGUCCGAUGGCCUUAUCAGGCACAUAGUGGAGUUGGAAGAUUCGGACACGGCUGAUAUCCUGUCCCACCUUCCUGACGCCUGCAAAUUCAUCGAUGAUGCCCGAACGGAGGAGAAGACGGUCCUCGUGCAUUGCGUAGCCGGCGUCUCCCGCUCAGCUGCCGUUGUCAUCGCAUACUUGAUGAAGACACGGAAGAUGGAUUUAAAGAGCGCCUUUGCGUUCGUGAUGGCCGUCCGGCCUAGCAUCGGACCGAAUGAAGGCUUCAUGCACCAGCUGCAAUUAUGGGAAGCGAUGAACUGUGAGUUGGACCCGGCAUAUCCUGGAUAUCGGAUGUUUCGGAUGAAACAGAUGGCGAAGGCGAGGCUGGAGGGUCGUGCUGAGGGGUCCAUGCCCGGAUUUGAUCAGAGCCCCACUGCGGUCUCCGACCUGUCAGCGCCGGGUUCGAACCGCACACUUCGAUGUCGGAAAUGCCGGAUGACGCUUGCCACCGGACCCCAAAUCAUGUCUCAUCAACCGGAUAGCCAGUCGAUAGCGAAGCUGAUGACCCGUCGAAGUAAGACACAUCCAUCCAACCCACCCCUACAACCACAAUGCUCCUCAUACUACAUCGAGCCCGUGUCUUGGAUACCCGGUGUAAACGGCGAUGCGAUAGACAAUCCUUAUGCGACAGAAGGAAAAGUGUCCUGCCCCAAUCCGCAGUGCAGCGCCAAGUUAGGCGCUUGGAAUUGGGCAGGUGUCAAUUGUUCUUGCGGGACGUGGGUGUCGCCCGCUUUCACCCUGCAAAAGAGUAAAGUGGACGAGAUCGUCCGGCGGUAG
This is a messenger RNA of Fimicolochytrium jonesii, 1254 nucleotides long. RefSeq names its product protein-tyrosine phosphatase-like protein. Gene Ontology annotation, molecular function: protein tyrosine/serine/threonine phosphatase activity. Gene Ontology annotation, biological process: protein dephosphorylation. The transcript is spliced from 8 exons. Lineage: Eukaryota; Fungi; Chytridiomycota; Chytridiomycetes; Spizellomycetales; Powellomycetaceae. The coding region runs from base 1 to 1254 and encodes 417 amino acids. The record is from RefSeq and is a predicted model, not a curated record. Gene Ontology annotation, cellular component: nucleus.